CGGCGCUUCCUUGCAGAUAAGGCCACGAGCCAGCUCCUGCUGGAGACCGACUGGGAAUCCAUCCUGCAGAUCUGCGACAUGAUCCGCCAGGGAGACACCCAAGCCAAAUAUGCCGUCAGCGCCAUCAAGAAGAAGGUGAACGACAAGAACCCGCACGUGGCGCUCUACGCUCUGGAGGUUAUGGAGUCAGUGGUUAAAAACUGUGGGCAAACAGUCCAUGAUGAGGUGGCCAAUAAACAGACUAUGGAGGAGCUGAAGGAAAUUCUCAAGAGGCAAGUGGAGACAAGUGUCCGCAGCAAGAUCCUGUACCUUAUCCAGGCCUGGGCUCACGCCUUCCGCAACGAGCCCAAGUACAAAGUGGUGCAGGACACCUACCAGAUAAUGAAGGUUGAAGGACACGUGUUCCCAGAGUUCAAGGAGAGCGAUGCCAUGUUUGCUGCGGAAAGGGCUCCAGACUGGGUGGACGCUGAGGAGUGUCACAGGUGUCGGGUGCAGUUUGGUGUUGUGACACGGAAGCAUCAUUGCAGGGCCUGCGGGCAGAUCUUCUGUGGCAAAUGCUCCUCCAAGUACUCCACCAUUCCCAAGUUUGGGAUUGAGAAGGAAGUGAGAGUCUGUGAGCCUUGUUACGAGCAUCUGAACAAGAAAGCUGAAGGUAAAGCUGCUGCCACCUCUGAGCUGCCCCCCGAGUACCUGACCAGCCCACUCUCUCAGCAGUCCCAGCUGCCUCCAAAGCGUGACGAGACAGCCCUGCAAGAGGAGGAGGAGCUCCAGCUGGCUAUUGCCCUGUCCCAGUCAGAGGCCGAGGAGAAGGAGAGAAUGAGGCAGAAAACAACCUACUCCAUGUACCCGAAGGCUGAGCCCACACCUGUCACCUCGUCAGCGCCUCCGGUCAGCACGCUCUACUCCCCCCCAGUGAAUUCCUCUGCUCCCUUGGCUGAGGACAUUGACCCAGAGCUGGCUCGGUACCUGAACCGCAACUACUGGGAGAAGAAACAAGAGGAAGCUCGCAAGAGCCCCACGCCAUCAGCCCCUCUGUCCCUUACGGAGCCAGCAGCUCAGCCCGGGGAGACCCACCCUGCCCCGCUCAGUGUGGUUGAGGACCCUCCAGCCCAGCUGCACAGCUCUGGCCUUGUUGUGGGCGCAGGGGGCCGAGGCUGAGUGCCCACCCUCCCCCAGCAGCAGUACCAGAACGGCGAGUCAGAGGAGAACCACGAGCAGUUCCUGAAGGCGCUGCAGAACGCCGUCACCACCUUUGUCAACCGCAUGAAGAGCAACCACAUGCGGGGCCGCAGCAUCACCAACGACUCCGCCGUCCUGUCCCUCUUCCAGUCCAUUAACAACAUGCACCCCCAGCUGCUGGAGCUUCUCAACCAGCUGGACGAGCGCCGGCUGUACUACGAAGGUCUGCAGGACAAGCUGGCCCAGAUCCGGGACGCGCGGGGGGCUCUGAACGCGCUGCGGGAGGAGCACCGGGAGAAGCUGCGCCGUGCGGCGGAGGAGGCCGAGCGCCAGCGCCAGAUCCAGCUGGCCCAGAAGCUGGAGAUCAUGAGGCAGAAGAAGCAGGAGUACCUGGAGAUGCAGCGUCAGUUGGCCAUCCAGCGGCUGCAGGAGCAGGAGAAGGAGAGGCAGAUGCGCCUGGAGCAGCAGAAGCAGACCAUCCAGAUGAGAGCCCAGAUGCCAGCCUUCUCACUGCCCUAUGCCCAGCUCCAGGCUGUGCCUGCAGCCAGUGGGGUGAUCUACCAGCCCUCAGGGCCCACCAGCUUCCCGGGCACCUUCAGCCCAGCUGGUUCUGUGGAGGGCUCUCCCAUGCACAGUGUCUACAUGAACCAGGCAGCCCAGGGGGGCACAGGGCCAUAUGCUGCCAUGCCUGUCACAGGGACAGAUCCCAGCAUGGUGAACACCUACAUGUACCAGGCGGGCGCUGGCAGCGGGCAGGCGGCUCCGCAGGGGCCAGCAGCACCCACCACCACCCCGGCCUACUCCUCCUACCAGCCCACUCCCACGCAGGGCUACCAGAGCGUGGCCUCGCAGUCGCAGACCAUCCCCGCCAUGUCUCAGCAGUCAGGCACCAUGGGCUACAUGGGCAACCAGUCAGUCUCCAUGGGCUACCAGCCCUACAGCAUGCAGGUGCGCCCUCCCUGCCCCGUGCACUGGGGCAACCAGGAGGAGGAGGAGGUGGCCCCACUCAAGAAAGAGAAGACACAUUUCACUGUCCGGCUGACAGAGCUGAAACCUGCUGACAAGGUGAAGCUGAUCAAGGAGGUGAAGAACUUUGUGCCAGGAAUCAACCUUGUGCAGGCCAAGAAGCUGGUGGAGUCCCUCCCGCAGGAAAUCAAGGCCAACGCCUCCAAGGAGGAAGCAGAGAAGAUCAAAGCGGCGCUGGAGGCAGCAGGAGGGACUGUGGUUUUGGAGUAG
Chaetura pelagica (chimney swift) is the source of this 2415-nucleotide messenger RNA. Its product is annotated as hepatocyte growth factor-regulated tyrosine kinase substrate-like. Gene Ontology annotation, biological process: translation. Gene Ontology annotation, molecular function: ubiquitin binding; metal ion binding; structural constituent of ribosome. The record is from RefSeq and is a predicted model, not a curated record. Gene Ontology annotation, cellular component: ribosome. Lineage: Eukaryota; Metazoa; Chordata; Aves; Apodiformes; Apodidae.